This is a messenger RNA of Phyllostomus hastatus (greater spear-nosed bat), 3805 nucleotides long. It is a transcript of the gene MAF, whose product is annotated as MAF bZIP transcription factor. Gene Ontology annotation, cellular component: nucleus. The coding region runs from base 827 to 1954 and encodes 375 amino acids. The transcript is spliced from 2 exons. Gene Ontology annotation, biological process: regulation of transcription by RNA polymerase II; lens fiber cell differentiation. Lineage: Eukaryota; Metazoa; Chordata; Mammalia; Chiroptera; Phyllostomidae. Gene Ontology annotation, molecular function: RNA polymerase II cis-regulatory region sequence-specific DNA binding; DNA-binding transcription factor activity, RNA polymerase II-specific. The record is from RefSeq and is a predicted model, not a curated record.
AAUUGCUUUAAACUCUUCUUGCUGGAUCAGAGGCUUUAAAAUCUUUUUUCAUCUUCGAGCUGUAGCUCGGGCUGCUCGUCGGCUCAGCCACCCCCCUUUUGCUCUCUGCCUCGCCUUUCCCCAGGACUUCGCAAUUUUGCUUUUUUUUUUUUUUUAAAAAAAAAAAGGCAAGAAAGAACUAAACUCCCCCUCCCUUUCCUCCAGCCGGCUGCACCUCUGUCUUGCACUUUGCACGGAGAGAGCGCGCGGGAGAAAGAGAGGAAAGAAAAAAAUAAAAAGAGCCAGGCAGAAGAGGAGGCGAGAAGCAUGAAGUGUUAACUCCCCCGUGCCAAGGCCCGCGCCGCCCGGACAGCAGCCAGCCGAGCCGACAGCCCAGAGCUGCCGCCGCGCGCGCCCCGCCUGCAGCCCGGCCGGCUAGGCGAGCCCUCCUUAUGCAAAGCGCGCAGCGGAGCGGCGAGCUGGGGACGCCGCGCUCCGGGCCGGGCUCCUCCGGCUUCGCCGCCGCCGCCACCGCAGCCCGCGGAGGACCUUCCCGAGCCUGAAGCCGCUGGCUCGGCGCGCACGAAGGCGAGCAGGCGAGGAGGGGCCGGGGCGAGCGAGCACAUUGGCGUGAGCAGGGGGGAGGGAGGGCGGACGCGGGGGGCGCGGGCAGGGCGGGGGGGUGUGUGCGCGCUCGGAGGUUUCGGGCCAGCCACCGCCGCGCUAGCUAGAAGCGCCCCAGCCCGGCAAGCUGGCUCACCCGCUGGCCACCCAGCACAGCCCGCUGGCCCCUCUCCUGCAGCCCAUCUGGCGGAGCGGCGGCGGCGGCGGCGGCGGCGGCAGGAGAAUGGCAUCAGAACUGGCAAUGAGCAACUCCGACCUGCCCACCAGUCCCCUGGCCAUGGAAUAUGUUAAUGACUUCGAUCUGAUGAAGUUUGAAGUGAAAAAGGAACCGGUGGAGACCGACCGCAUCAUCAGCCAGUGCGGCCGUCUCAUCGCCGGGGGCUCGCUGUCCUCCACCCCCAUGAGCACGCCGUGCAGCUCGGUGCCGCCUUCCCCCAGCUUCUCGGCGCCCAGCCCGGGCUCGGGCAGCGAGCAGAAGGCGCACCUGGAAGACUACUACUGGAUGACCGGCUACCCGCAGCAGCUGAACCCCGAGGCGCUGGGCUUCAGCCCCGAGGACGCAGUCGAGGCGCUCAUCAGCAACAGCCACCAGCUCCAGAGCGGCUUCGAUGGCUACGCGCGCGGGGCGCAGCAGCUGGCCUCGGCGGCCGGGGCCGGCGCUGGCGCUUCCCUGGGCAGCAGCGGUGAAGAGAUGGGCCCCGCCGCCGCCGUGGUGUCCGCCGUGAUCGCCGCGGCCGCUGCGCAGAGCGGCGCGGGCCCGCACUACCACCACCACCACCACCACCACGCCGCCGGCCACCACCACCACCCGACGGCCGGCGCGCCGGGCGCCGCGGGCAGUGCGUCUGCCUCGGCCGGUGGCGCGGGCGGCACGGGCGGCGGGGGCCCGGCCAGCGCCGGGGGCGGCGGCGGAGGUGGCGGCGGCGGCGGCGGCGGGGGCGCGGCGGGGGCGGGGGGCACCCUGCACCCGCACCACACCGCCGGCGGCCUGCACUUCGACGACCGCUUCUCCGACGAGCAGCUGGUGACCAUGUCGGUGCGCGAGCUGAACCGGCAGCUGCGCGGGGUCAGCAAGGAGGAGGUGAUCCGGCUGAAGCAGAAGAGGCGGACCCUGAAAAACCGCGGCUAUGCCCAGUCCUGCCGCUUCAAGAGGGUGCAGCAGAGACACGUCCUGGAGUCCGAGAAGAACCAGCUGCUGCAGCAGGUCGACCACCUCAAGCAGGAGAUCUCCAGGCUCGUGCGCGAGAGGGACGCGUACAAGGAGAAAUACGAGAAGUUGGUGAGCAGCGGCUUCCGAGAAAACGGCUCCAGCAGCGACAACCCGUCCUCUCCCGAGUUUUUCAUUUCAUGAGCUGGUGUUCCAUUUUCUGUGUGUGUUUUCAUUUUGUUUGGACUUUAUUUUUUUUUUAAUUUUACUUUUUUGAGCUUGCUGUGUUGCCCUUUUUUCCAAACCUCCACCUUCACUCCCUCUCCACCCAUCUCCUCUGAGAUAAAAGAAAAAAAGAGCUAAGUUUUUUUCUUCUCCUGAGUUCUUCAUGUGAGAUUGAGCUUGCAAAGGAAAAAAAAAAUGUGAAAUGUUAGAGACUUGCAGCGUGCUGAGUUCCAUCGGGUUUUUUUUUUUAGCACUGUUAUGCUAAAAUAGAGAAAAAUCCUCAUGAACCUGCCACAAUCAAGCCUGCAUCAACCUUCUGGGUGUGACUUGCGAGUUUUGGCCUUAUGAUGCCAAAUCUGAGAGUUUAGUCUGCCAUUAAAAAACUCAUUCUCAUCUCAUGCAUUAUUAUGCUUGCUACUUUCUCUUAGCAACAAUGAACGAUAACUGUUUCAAAGACUUUAUGGAAAAGAGACAUUAUAUUAAUAAAAAAAGCCUGCAUGCUGGACAUGUACGGUAUAAUUAUUUUUCUUUUUUUUUUCCUUUUGGCUUGGAAAUGGACGUUCGAAGACGUAUGGCAUGGCAUUCAUACUUUUGUUUUAUUGCCUCAUGACUUCUUUGAGUUCAGAACGAAAAAGUGCAACCCUAGAGCCUUCUUCCCAUGAAAGUUUGCAUCUGCUCCAAAACUGCUUUGAGUUACUCAGAACUUCAGCUUCCCAUUGUAAAUGCACUGAAGGCAUCCCUUAUCAAAGAUGCCAGAAUGGGGUAAAAAUUUGACAUGGCACACAUUAAAGGAUUCUUAAUGUUUUCUUUUUAAUAAGAUGACACCUCACUUUGGGGACUCAAAUUGUGCUGUUGCCGAAAGCAGUCUAAAAUUUAUUUUUUAAGAAAAAGAAAUCUGCCCCGUUGUUUUUUUUUUUGUUUGUUUCUUUAAUUUUAUUUUUUUUAUUUUAUCUUUUUUUUUGGCUUUUGGUCAUUGUCAAAUGUGGAAUGCUAUGGGUUUCUAGUAUAUAAUUUAAUUCUAGUUUUUAUAAUCUGUUAGCCCAGUUAAAAUGUAUGCUACAGAUAAAGGAAUGUUAUAGAUAAAUUUGAAAGAGUUAGGUCUGUUUAGCUGUAGAUUUUUUAAAAGAUUGAUGCACUAAAUUGUUUACUGUUGUGAUGUUAAGGGGGGUAGAGUUUGCAAGGGGACUGUUUAAAAAGUAGCUUAUACAGCAUGUGCUUGCAACUUAAAUAUAAGUUGGGUAUGUGUAGUCUUUGCUAUACCACUGACUGUAUUGAAAACCAAAGUAUUAAAAGGGGAAACACCCCUGUUUAUAUCUGUAGGGGUAUUUUACAUUCAAAAUGUAUGUUUUUUUCAAAAUUAAAGUAUUUGGGACUGAAUUGCACUAAGAUAUAACCUGCAAGCAUAUAAUACAAAAAAAAUUGCAAAACUGUUUAGAACGCUAAUAAAAUUUAUGCAGUUAUAAAAAUGGCAUUACUGCACAGUUUUAAAAUGAUGCAGAUUUUUUUACAGUUGUAUUGUGGUGCAGAACUGGAUUUUCUGUAACUUAAAAAAAUCCACAGUUUUCAAGGCAAUAAUCAGUAAAUGUUAUUUUCAGGGACUGACAUCCUGUCUUAAAAAAAUGAAAAGUAAAUCUUACCACAAUAAAUAUAAAAAAAUCUUGUCAGUUACUUUUCUUUUACAUAUUUUGCUGUGCAAAAUUGUUUUAUACCUUGAGUUACUAACUAACCACGCGUGAUGUUCCUAUGUGCUUUUCUUUCAUUUUCAAUUCUGGUUAUAUCAAGAGAAAGAAUAAUCUACAAUAAUAAACUGCAUUUUUUUUUGAUUCUGUA